ACCACAGAGUCCUCAUCCUCAUGAGUGUUUUGUGUGCUGCGAUGAUGGUGUGAUUUCAAAUCCCUAACUUUUCGAAAUUCCCAAAUAAUCUGAGUGCGACCCAUUAAUCCAUGGCGAUGUCUCUCCGUUCCACUCCAUUCAUCUCUCUCCGUACAAGAAAAAGUUUCAACCUUUCUCCGAGAAUUCUCGCCCUUAGGUUAUCAUGCUGUGCUGGUGGGUCUUCACAAAAUCAGAACUUUUCUACAGAUUCCGAGAACAAAAGAUCAUUCGCUGUUGCUACCGGUGAGCUUUUCAUCGGAAUUGCGUCGAGGCUUUUGAAGAGUUCUAAUCAAAAGACGCCGCCGAUUGAUGAUGGAGAUAGAAUAGCAAGUGUAAUUGAAGAUGAGAUUGAGCCAGCGAUGAUAUGGGAACAAAGGAUUAAAGAUGUUGAAGCAGAGAAAGAGAGGAGAGUCAUUACAAGUCCUGGGUUUAGUUUCUCUGCUGCUGGUCUUUUGUUUCCUUAUCAUCUUGGAGUUGCUCAGUUGCUUAUUGAAAAGGGUUACAUAAAGGAAACUACUCCUUUAGCAGGAUCUUCUGCUGGUGCUAUUGUCUGUGCUGUGAUAACCUCAGGAGCUACUAUGCGAGAAGCCCUUGAAGCUACUAAGGAACUUGCUUAUGAUUGUCGACGCAAUGGCACUGCUUUCCGUCUUGGGGCUGUCCUCAGAGAAUCUAUGGAGAGGCUACUACCAGAUGAUAUUCACAUUAGGUCCAAUGGGAGAAUUCGUGUUGCCAUCACCCAGGUGUUCUGGAGACCUAGAGGUUUACUAGUGGAUCAGUUCGACUCCAAGAGCGACUUGAUAGAUGCAGUUUUCACAUCUUCUUUUAUUCCAGGAUAUCUUGCACCAAGACCUGCAACGAUGUUCCGUAAUCGACUUUGUGUUGAUGGAGGCUUGACAUUGUUUAUGCCACCAACAGCUGCUGCUAAAACAGUUCGAGUUUGUGCAUUUUCCGCAAGUAACUUCAAACUAAAGGGUAUUGAGAUCUGCCCAGAUUGCAACCCUUUAAACAGGGCAACAUCUAGACAACUAUUGAAUUGGGCACUUGAGCCAGCAGAGGACGAGGUGUUGGAAAAGCUGUUUGAGUUGGGAUACGCAGAUGCAGCUACGUGGGCUGAUAUGAAUCCAGUUGAGGAACUGGUCUAUGACGAUACUCCUACCGCUCAAGAGAUUGCUACUUAGUUGAGAACACACGAACUUAAUACUAUAUUACAGUAACCAUAUAGUCAAAUUUAUAGAUUCUGAUAGUUUUCCAGAAGCUGGCUUUAAAGCCACAGAAAGUUGUAGUUCUUAGAUCAAACAAAGCAAAUGGUACAUCACUUUCAGUUGUUCAUAUACUUGUUCAUCAAAAAAACAUUUGCUUCGAGGCGUCGCUAUUAGGACCAAAACAUUCUCAAUAGAGUUGUCCACAAAUU
This is a messenger RNA of Arabidopsis arenosa, 1450 nucleotides long. Lineage: Eukaryota; Viridiplantae; Streptophyta; Magnoliopsida; Brassicales; Brassicaceae. The record is from the annotation of a GenBank genome assembly.